This is a messenger RNA of Lentinula edodes (shiitake mushroom), 2367 nucleotides long. RefSeq names its product TPR-like protein. The coding region runs from base 36 to 2270 and encodes 744 amino acids. Gene Ontology annotation, biological process: cell division. NCBI's taxonomy places the organism in Eukaryota, Fungi, Basidiomycota, Agaricomycetes, Agaricales, Omphalotaceae. Gene Ontology annotation, molecular function: protein binding. The transcript is spliced from 12 exons. The record is from RefSeq and is a predicted model, not a curated record.
CACCAAGUCCACAUUUGGUUUCUACCACCAUCUCGAUGGCUUCGACACCUCCCCCUCAGCAUGAGUUUGAAAUUCCUCCAAUGCCACACCUUCCAACGCCUUCUGGGUCUCGUCACAGAGGUUCUUUUGGCUCCUCGUUCUCCUUUGGUCCACAGCCUUUAGUCGACUCGUACCUCGAAGCUAAUUCUAGUACUUACUCCAACAACCACUCUAUUGCACUAGAUCCUAACCGCUCUAUCCUUCAUGCUUCACCAUUGCGUUCGUCCCCGCGCCGAACCCGCAAGCCAAAAGACAGCAUAAAUCGCCCGCAUCCCUUGGCAAAUGACACAACCGGCAUUUUCCAGCACUCAGACGACGAUGCAGACGACGAAGAAGAGUAUGAAUGGGGAAUGGUUGACAGAAUGAGAUUGUGGAGACACGACGCGUUGAUGCAGCAUUUAUACGAAACAGCCGCCUUCUGGGGCGACAAGAUCGUUAGCUGGACAAAUGACCCGAACGACGCGUUCUGGCUCGCGCAGACGUAUUUUAUGCAACAUCAAUAUUCGCGUGCUGAGCGAUUGCUUACGCGUCCAUUCCCGACCCUUGCCCCGAAACAUCCCUCCACCCCACCUCUGAACCUCACAAAUGGAGACGUUUCAACUGCUGUAGCGAAAGGAAAGGGCAAAGAACGCGACACUCUGCCACUUGCUAUACCUAUACCGCGUUUGCCGUUGGACCCGGCUGGAAUGUUCGAAGGAACUCAGGACCCACACGAAAUCAUCUCCAGGCUGGUCGAUAUGAGUGUUGCAUGUCGCUAUCUUGCCGCUCAGUGUCAGGUCCGUCAAGGCAAUUGGUCGGAUGCAACGGAAAUGCUAGGUGAGGCAAAUCCUUUCCGUGACUUGGAACAAGAUAGGGCAGCUGUUCCUGAUAUCGAUGGAGGAAUCAAGAUUGAAGCAUCGAUGUGCCAUCUUCGAGGUCUUCUCAUGCUGAAGCUCAAUCGUGGUGAUCAGGCCAAGAAUUGUUUCAUGGAGGCGCUUGCUCUCGAUGUCAAGUGUUAUGAUGCUUUCGAACAGCUGGUCAGCGGGGAAAUGAUGACACCGGAGGAAGAAUGGGAAUUUGUGCAAGGGCUUGCGUAUGCAUCGCAAACACCGCAGGACGCCGCGUUCAUUCAACUUAUAUACACAACACGACUCCGUAAAUACAAGCACGCAGAAGAACAUGCCCUCACACGGCAACGAUUAGUCGAAGAAUACGGACUGGGUGAUAAUCCCGAUGUCUUGUUUAGUUUUGCGGAUGCACUGUAUGCAAACUUCCGCUGGUCGGAUUGUUUUGUGAUUACUACGCGAAUACUUGGCCUGGUGGCAAUUCAUAAUGCAACGACACCAUUGCACAUUGCUUGCAUGUAUCACUUGAAGCAUCUUCACUCCAAGCUGUUCAUCCUCGCUCACGAAAUGGUCGAUCGCGAACCAGAAAAUCCCAUAAGCUGGUACGCUGUCGGUGUAUGGUACCUCAGUAGCGGAAAAUGGGCGCAAGCUCGCCAAUAUUUCAGCAAAACAUCCCUCAUGGAUCCACGCUUUGGUCCUGCAUGGAUAGCUUUUGCCCAUACCUUCGCCAUGGAAGGCGAGCAUGACCAUGCUGUAACUGCGUAUUCAACUUGCGCAAGGAUGUUCACUGGUUCCCAUCUGCCUUUGAUGUUCGUGGGCAUGGAGCAGAUCACUCUGUCAAACCAUGAACAAGCAGACGAAGCACUCAAUGCCUCGUAUUCAAUGUGCGACGGCGAUCCAUUAUUAAUGAACGAGCGAGGAGUCAUGGCUUACAAUCGUGGAGAUUACAUGGAAGCUGCUAACCUCUUUCAACGUGCGCUCGAUUUGGCCGAAGUCACGCAAAGUUCUCAACAAUCAUGGACGACCACUUUCGUCAAUUUGGGAACAUGCCAUCGAAAACUCAAACAAUAUGAACAGGCGAAAGAGGCCUAUCAAAAGGUAUUAAUUCUCGACCCUCGACAUUCUCUCGCGUUAGGAUUUUUGGGGUUAGUCCAUCACCUUACGAACGAUCUCGACCACGCGAUAGUGAAAUAUCACGAAGCUCUGUCGGUCGAUCCGACCAACGGCUACGUCCUUGAAUUACUCAAUAUGGCCCUAGAGUCGGCAGCAAACUAUGGACUACAUGAAUAUCGUCCAAUUAUUGGCCCCGAGCAAUUCAAGAUACAGGCAGCUAGAAUCAACGCAGCUACGCGAGGAGUUCCAAAAGGCUCACUCAGUGCUCCUCCUGAAUCAAUGAAUGUAGAGUAGCACAUUCUUGUUUAUUCCCUACAUUCGUGGACAGUUUAUGUAUGCAUACUUAGUGGAACUGAUACUGAAAAUUUGAAUCAGAGAAUUGGAGAUCAUA